GAGCAAUCAAAUACCAGAAUCCCUUCAGAGUCCUGUUCCAGUCUCAGACCCCUCCAAAGUCCUUUGACUCUCGCUCUAUCCAGUCAAAUACUCUCCUGCUCUGCCUGCGGACCAACUUAACGCCGAGAUCAGCAACACAGCGACAGCGACAGCGAACAAAACCCUAACAGAAUCUAGGGUUUCGGCGCCGAUGCAAUCGUCGCGCGCGGCGACCUAAUCGGGGAUCUCGAUGGGGUGCGUCCUCGGCAAAGGCGACGGAGGCGGGGGUGGCGACGCCCCCGCGUCCCCGCCCGCGAGGGCGAAGCGAUCGCCACGUGGCGUCCAGCCGGAGAUCUCAGACUUCAGUGGCGAAGAUCGAGGCCGGAGGUGCGUGGCGGAUGCGGUGGCCGUUGUGGACGAGGCGUCGGCGGCGGAGACGACGGAGGUGAAGGCGGCGGAGAAGCCGAGAAGGCGGAGGCGGCGGAGGCAGGGGGAAUAUACCGGGACACGUGAGAGGGGAGCAGACUGCGACGGGGUGGCCGGCGUGGCUGUCAGCGGUCGCCGGUGAGGCUAUUAAGGGGCUGUACCCCUCGGCGAGCUGAUUCUUUUGAGAAGAUCGAUAAGAUUGGGCAAGGCACUUAUAGUAACGUUUACAAGGCUAGGGAUACAUUAACAGGAAAAAUUGUGGCAUUGAAGAAGGUCCGGUUUGACAAUUUGGAACCAGAAAGUGUUAAGUUUAUGGCACGAGAAAUCCUCAUAUUGAGACGGUUGGAUCAUCCCAAUGUAGUGAAAUUGGAAGGAUUGGUCACAUCAAGAAUGUCUUGCAGCUUGUACUUAGUGUUUGAGUACAUGGAGCAUGAUCUUGCUGGUCUUGCAGCCAGCCCAGGAAUCAAGUUCACCGAGCCUCAGGUCAAAUGUUAUAUGCACCAGUUGUUGUCGGGUCUUGAGCACUGUCAUAACAGGGGUGUGCUGCACCGCGACAUCAAGGGAUCCAAUCUUUUACUCGAUAAUAGUGGAAUGCUUAAGAUUGCAGAUUUUGGGUUGGCUUCAUUCUUUGAUCCAAACCACAAGCAACCUAUGACUAGUCGAGUAGUCACACUUUGGUAUCGACCCCCUGAGCUUCUUUUAGGGGCCACUGAUUAUGGUGUUGGUGUGGAUCUUUGGAGUGCAGGGUGUAUUCUAGCAGAACUUUUGGCCGGAAAACCGAUUAUGCCUGGCCGAACUGAGGUUGAGCAGCUGCACAAGAUUUUUAAGCUAUGUGGUUCCCCUUCGGAGGAUUACUGGAAGAAGUCGAAGUUGCCACAUGCAACCAUAUUUAAACCUCAGCAACCAUACAAACGUUGUAUAGCAGAGACUUUCAAAGACUUUCCACCAUCAUCGUUGCCACUGAUCGAAACUCUUCUUGCUAUUGACCCAGCUGAACGUCAAACUGCAACUGCUGCAUUAAACAGUGAAUUUUUUACAACUCCACCUUAUGCAUGUGAGCCUUCAAGUCUUCCACAAUAUCCUCCAAGCAAGGAGAUGGACGCUAAACUAAGGGAUGAAGAGGCUAGAAGGUUGAGAGCUGCGGGGAGAGGCAAUGGCGAUGGAACUAAGAAGACGCGAACACGUGAUCGGGCUGCUCGGGCAGUUCCUGCUCCUGAAGCUAACGCAGAACUCCAAGCCAACAUUGAUAGAAGGCGUCUAAUAACGCAUGCUAACGCCAAGAGCAAGAGUGAAAAAUUCCCUCCCCCUCACCAAGACGGCGCUCUUGGCUACCCUCUUGGUUCAUCACACCACAUGGACCCCGCCUUUGAUCCUCCCGAUCCUUCUUCAUUCAGCACUGUAUUUCCUUACCAAAAAGGACAGGGUGUCGCCACUUGGUCCGGUCCAUUAAUAGACCCUUCAGCCGUUGGCAAGCCAAAGCGAAAGAAGCAGCAAAAUACAGGGAUCUUGCGCUCUAAAGAUAAGAGCAGUUCUCGUGUCAGAUAAUAUAACAAGAAUUCAUAUAUCUUGAGGCAACACUUGUUUAUUUUGAUGGAGAGGUGAAAGAUAGAAUUGUAAUUUUCUUUUCUUCUCUGUUCUAUUUUUUGGGAGGGUUGGCUCUGAUAAAGUUGUGGGCUGUAGAGGGAACUUUGUUGCCGUGUAUAUUUAAAUUUUCAUCCCUUUUUUCCCCCUUUCCUUUCGUUGGGAGACUGGAUGCUGUUUUAGGGUAACAAACUAAUAAAAUUGUAGUAGAAUCAUGUAAUCCAUUUAUAUGUUAUUUUGUAAACCAUUGUCAUACAUCCUCAUAUGAAUUCGGUUUCCUGAUA
Asparagus officinalis (garden asparagus) is the source of this 2270-nucleotide messenger RNA. Its product is annotated as probable serine/threonine-protein kinase At1g54610. Bases 718 to 1950 code for a protein of 410 amino acids. NCBI's taxonomy places the organism in Eukaryota, Viridiplantae, Streptophyta, Magnoliopsida, Asparagales, Asparagaceae. The transcript is spliced from 7 exons. Gene Ontology annotation, molecular function: ATP binding; cyclin-dependent protein serine/threonine kinase activity; RNA polymerase II CTD heptapeptide repeat kinase activity. The record is from RefSeq and is a predicted model, not a curated record. Gene Ontology annotation, cellular component: cyclin-dependent protein kinase holoenzyme complex; nucleus. Gene Ontology annotation, biological process: positive regulation of transcription elongation by RNA polymerase II; protein phosphorylation.